This is a messenger RNA of Cheilinus undulatus (humphead wrasse), 1551 nucleotides long. It is a transcript of the gene chrm4a, whose product is annotated as cholinergic receptor, muscarinic 4a. The transcript has 6 exons. The coding region runs from base 121 to 1551 and encodes 476 amino acids. NCBI's taxonomy places the organism in Eukaryota, Metazoa, Chordata, Actinopteri, Labriformes, Labridae. Gene Ontology annotation, biological process: adenylate cyclase-activating adrenergic receptor signaling pathway. The record is from RefSeq and is a predicted model, not a curated record. Gene Ontology annotation, cellular component: plasma membrane. Gene Ontology annotation, molecular function: G protein-coupled acetylcholine receptor activity.
GGAAACCAGUCCAGCGACCUGUUCUCCAACUCAUCAUGUAACAGCUCCACCAACGACUCGACAUCCUGUUCGGCAGUGGACGAUGGAACCGGAGCAGGAAGCCCUUAUAAGGCUCUGGAGAUGUUUUUUAUCGCCUUGGUAACGGGAUCGCUGAGCUUCGUGACUGUGACAGGGAACAUUUUAGUGAUGCUGUCGAUCAAAGUGAAUCGCCACCUUCAGACUGUCAAUAACUACUUUUUAUUCUCGUUAGCAUGCGCUGAUCUGAUCAUCGGCGUCUUCAGCAUGAACCUGUACACUGUCUACAUCAUCGUGGGGUACUGGCCGCUCGGCCCUGUGGUCUGUGACCUUUGGUUGGCGUUAGACUAUGUGGUCUCAAACGCCUCGGUGAUGAAUUUACUUAUCAUUAGCUUCGAUCGGUACUUCUGCGUCACCAAACCGCUGACGUACCCGACGAGGAGGACAACGAAAAUGGCGGGAUUGAUGAUCGCAGCAGCGUGGAUCCUUUCCUUCAUCCUGUGGGCGCCCGCCAUCUUAUUCUGGCAGUUCAUCGUAGGGGAGAGAACAGUGCCGCCUGGAGAGUGUUAUAUUCAGUUCCUCUCCAACCCCGCAGUGACAUUCGGGACGGCCAUCGCGGCGUUCUACCUCCCCGUCAUCAUCAUGACUGUCCUGUACAUCCACAUCUCCCUGGCCUCCAGGAGCCGAGUCUCCAAACACAAACCGGAGAAGAAGGAGAAGAAGGGCAUCAAGACUCCCAGUUUAAUGAAGAGCCACCUCUUGAAGCAGAACAACAACAACGAGACCAGCCCUCAAGCCAGUCCUCGCUCCACCCCCAAACUCAGCCUGGACUCUACCACCACAGCGCUGGACGCCGUCAAGAAUGGACGAGUGGAGGAACCCAAACCGGAGCAGAACCAGGUCCAAGCUCAGCCCAGUCCUGGACUCACUCAGGAGAAGGAGAGCUCCAAUGAUUCGUCCACAGCUUUCAUCGCUCCCACAGAACCAAAGGAGAACCCCAACAAUGAGGCCAUCUCUGAGGCUGCAGUACAUCCAAACCCAGCUCCAACAUCAGCUUCCAACGCCGCUGAUGCAAAGCUCAACGCCGCCUCGAGGUGGUCCAAGAUCAAGAUCGUAACCAAGCACACGGGGGACGAGUGCAUCACGGCCAUCGAGAUCGUCCCGCCUGUAGAUGGCUCAGAGAGGCAUUCAAUCCCCAUCAGCCGCCCUCGGACUGUGGCGAGGAAGUUUGCAAGCAUCGCCAGGAGCCAAGUGAAGAGGAAAAGACAGAUGGCUGCCAGGGAGAAGAAAGUGACCAAGACUAUCUUCGCCAUCCUGCUGGCCUUCAUCAUCACCUGGACGCCGUACAAUGUCAUGGUGCUGAUCUCCACUUUCUGCCAGUCCUGCGUUCCCGACACCGUGUGGGCCAUCGGCUACUGGCUCUGCUACGUCAACUCCACCAUCAACCCGGCCUGUUAUGCACUGUGCAACGCCACGUUCAAAAAGACAUUCAAGAACCUGCUGCUGUGCCAGUAUAAGAACAUAGGAACCAGAUGA